Messenger RNA from Cydia splendana, 530 nucleotides. RefSeq lists its product as uncharacterized. Gene Ontology annotation, biological process: mitochondrial electron transport, cytochrome c to oxygen. The transcript has 6 exons. Bases 1 to 516 code for a protein of 171 amino acids. Lineage: Eukaryota; Metazoa; Arthropoda; Insecta; Lepidoptera; Tortricidae. The record is from RefSeq and is a predicted model, not a curated record.
AUGUUGGGACCCCUGGCCAGAAUUUCAAACCAGUUGGGGAGGAAUGUGAUGCUGAAGUCCGUGAGGAAUGGAUCCCAUGGAGGUGUUCCUGGAGAGAACCUUCCAUUCGACAUCAACAACAGGGCCCGCCUCACGUUCAACUUCUUCUGGUACGUGGGCACCGGCAUCGCCGCGCCCUUCCUCAUCGUGCUGCAUCAGCUCAGGAAGAAACAUUCUGUCCUUAACAACUUUCAAAUUAGGACCGGCAGGACCGCUACGAGAAUGCGGAAAUCGGAAAGGAAAAAUCAAAGAAAAAUCAUCAAAAUGCUAGGACCUUUGGCUCGCGCGUCCAACAAGUUGGGCAGGAAUGUGAUGACCAACAUCGUGAGGAACCACUCCCACGGCGGAGUCCCUGGCGAGAACCUGCCAUUCGACAUCAGCAACCGCUACAAGCUGACGGCAUUCUUCAUCGUCUACGCUGGAUCCGGCCUCUCCGCACCCUACCUGAUCUGCCGCCACCAGCUGCUUAAGAAGUAAACAAGGUAAUCCAU